Messenger RNA from Rotaria socialis, 1203 nucleotides. The record is from the annotation of a GenBank genome assembly. NCBI's taxonomy places the organism in Eukaryota, Metazoa, Rotifera, Eurotatoria, Philodinida, Philodinidae.
AUGGCAUCGUUGUUUAAAAAUGCUCUUGAACAAGUUGGCCAAUCGCAAAAAAUUGAUGAUGAUAUUAUCGAUAGAUUUAAUCAUCGAUUUACUGUUAUUAUUCUUGUUACAUUUACUGCAUUCGUUAGUGCUAAACAAUUUAUUGGGGAUCCGAUUUCAUGUUGGGCUCCAUCACAUUUCUCAGCAUCUCAGAUAGCUUAUACCAAUAGUAUAUGUUGGCUCAAAGGUACAUAUUAUCUUGAUGUUUAUAGCCAUUUAAUUCCACAUCGUACACAAAAUUCUGAAUUUCGUAUUGCUUAUUAUCAAUAUAUUCCCUAUAUAUUACUUAUAAUGGCAUUGUUUUUCUAUUUACCUCAUAUAGUUUGGCGCAACAUAAGCCGACGUAUUGGUUUUGAUCUUCGUUCAAUAAUUCAAAAUGUAAAACAAGUUUUAAAUACAAAUAUGAAUCAAGUAACAUUGCAAAUUCAUAUAGCUCUUGUAUACAAUUCAUCCAAAUAUGUUGUCGGUGAUAAUAAAACUCGUCGUCGUUUAUUUGACAUAUUGCAAUCUACGCGUGGUCACCGUUGCCAUUUAACUUUAUUAUAUAUAUUUGUUAAGACCUUAUAUAUGGUCAAUUGUUUAUUUCAAUUUUAUUUCUUAAGUGCUAUUCUAUCAUUUCCUUUUCAUACAUUUGGUAUCGAAUGGUUAUCGACAAUAUUCAGAAAAGUUCAUAGCAGAGUGAAUACAGAACCGAAUGAAUCAAAAUGGUUUCCUCGUGUUGUUAUGUGUGAUUUUAUGGUACGACAUCUGGGUUCUAAUCAACAUUGGAUGGCUAUUCAAUGUAAUUUGCCAAUAAAUUUAUUUAACGAAAUUAUAUUUUUAAUUCUUUGGGCAUGGUAUAUACUUCUUAGUAGUCUUACAUGUGUAUCCCUUAUUUUCUGUCUUUGCUUAAUGUAUUCUAAUAUUGGUUGUACAUUUAUUCAUAAAUAUCUUCAUAUGAAUUCACCGAAAUCAAGCAAAGAACAAUGCGAUAACUUCAUUGGAAAUUAUUUAAAAUGGGAUGGCAUACUUGUACUUCGGCUUAUUGCUCACAACACAAAUGAUAUCAUAAUGGCGAAUCUUGUUGGUGCUCUUUUUAAGAUGUAUUUAGAUUCGAAUGAAAAACAAAAUGAUCAAGUGCGAUUGAAUGAACACUAUGAACGUGUUGACGUUUCAUCAGAUUAG